Molecule: messenger RNA, 855 nt
Organism: Pseudomassariella vexata
Lineage: Eukaryota; Fungi; Ascomycota; Sordariomycetes; Amphisphaeriales; Pseudomassariaceae
Exons: 1
Coding region: 1-855 (284 amino acids)
Source: RefSeq, a predicted model, not a curated record
AUGCGCUUGCUACCAGCCGCAACCUUGACACACGUCGGGCCGUCGGACUCAUUGGCGUCUAGCCCGGCUCGACAACCCCCGUCGUUGGACGACGACAACUCGACCGAUGACGAGUUUGACAUGCCGUUACUUGAACGCAAUCCCCUAACUUAUUUCCUUACACCCCCUGAUCCUCUAAAUGAGGAACCCGAAUUUGAAUUCGAUUUCGAUGCCGGAAUCGAAGACUCGAACCAUCCACCGGAGAUCGUCCGCAGUAUAAGCCCGUCAACGCUCGACGGCCUCAAGCGAUACAAACCCAAGAACAAAACUGAAUGCGCCAUCGUUGACGAUGGUGACAUGGACAUUGACGACGACGACGACGACGAUGAGGACUACAUCCGGUUCACGCCCCACAACAGCCUGAACAAGGGUGGCUUCCCGUUCGACCUCCCUGACGUCGGCUUCGACCGGCCCAAACCAGCCGGUGUAACGCAAACCAGGACGACGGAAGCGCUGCUCUCACCGUCGGCGUUCCACAUCGGCUCGCCGCGGGGUCGGCCGGCCAAGCGGUUCUCACCGCCUCCUCCUCCCCUUCCCCCUUCCUCUACCGCUUAUUAUCCACCACACCGGCGUCCCGCCUUCCCCCGGGGAAGGACCCGCAGCGCACCCCUGCUUCGUCGCCAUCACUCAUGGCGCGAGCCCUCUCCCGACGUCUGGGCCAUUGAGGAGGAGCCCGAAAAGGAGACCAUGAGCGAGAUGGGCUUCAGUGCGGAGGACUUAUUACACUACGAUCGCGACAAAACAAUGCCUAUAGAUAUCCCGGCUGCGAAGCCAAAGAAGAAGGUUAGGUUCAUCUUACCAGUCGAUACGGACUGA